Nestor notabilis (Kea) is the source of this 1474-nucleotide messenger RNA. It is a transcript of the gene LGMN, whose product is annotated as legumain. Gene Ontology annotation, molecular function: cysteine-type endopeptidase activity. Gene Ontology annotation, biological process: vacuolar protein processing. NCBI's taxonomy places the organism in Eukaryota, Metazoa, Chordata, Aves, Psittaciformes, Psittacidae. The coding region runs from base 47 to 1342 and encodes 431 amino acids. The transcript is spliced from 13 exons. The record is from RefSeq and is a predicted model, not a curated record.
GGAUUAUUUUCUUUUUCCUCUUCCGUUUGUGGAGUAAAUAAAGAAGAUGAUAUUGAAAGCAGUUUUGCUGCUGGGCUGUGCUCUGGGCAUCAGCACAUUCCCCAUGGAAGAACCUGAAAAUGGAGGCAAGCACUGGGUGGUGAUUGUUGCAGGUUCGAACGGCUGGUACAACUAUCGACACCAGGCAGAUGUGUGCCAUGCAUACCAGAUUGUACACCGAAAUGGAAUUCCAGAUGACCAGAUCAUUGUCAUGAUGUAUGAUGACAUUGCUGAUAAUGAUGAAAAUCCUACAAAAGGCAUUGUCAUCAAUAGGCCUAAUGGCACAGAUGUGUAUGCUGGAGUGCCCAAGGACUACACAAAGGAGGAUGUUACUCCAAAGAACUUCCUUGCUAUUCUCAGAGGAGAUGCAGAAGCAAUGAAGGGGGUGGGAUCAGGAAAAGUAUUGAAGAGUGGUCCCAAGGAUCAUGUGUUUGUUUAUUUCACUGACCAUGGAGCUCCAGGACUUCUGGCUUUUCCUGAUGACGAUCUUCAUGUGAAGGACUUGAAUAAGACUAUUUGGUACAUGUAUCGUCACAAAAAAUACCAGAAGAUGGUGUUUUAUAUUGAAGCAUGUGAGUCUGGAUCUAUGAUGAAUCAUUUGCCUGAUAAUAUCAAUGUUUAUGCAACAACAGCUGCCAAUCCCAGAGAGUCAUCGUAUGCAUGUUACUAUGAUGAUGAAAGGCAGACUUAUCUUGGGGACUGGUACAGUGUGAAUUGGAUGGAAGAUUCAGAUAUGGAGGACCUAAGAAAAGAAACACUCCACAAGCAGUUUCAGCUGGUGAAGAAACGUACCAACACCAGCCAUGUGAUGCAGUAUGGAAACAGAAGCAUCUCCUCCAUGAAAGUGAUGCAGUUUCAGGGCAUGGGGAAGAAAGCUGUCCCCAUCUCUCUGCCACCUGUAGAACACUAUGACCUAACGCCUAGUCCUGAUGUGCCUCUUGCAAUCAUGAAGCGAAAGCUGAUGGUUACCAAUGACAUUUAUGAGGCUAAGAAGAUUGCUGCAGAAAUAAAAGUACACUUGGAGGUGAAAGAAUUUAUCCAAGAAUCCAUGCGAAAGAUAAUCACCUUAGUAACAGGAUCAGAAGAACAGACCAAACAAAUUCUGUCAGACAGAUUGACCAUCAGCAAUUACGACUGCUACCAGUCAGCGGUGACCCACUUCAAAACUCAUUGCUUCAACUGGCACUUAGCCAUGUAUGAGUAUGCACUGAGACAGCUGUAUGCCUUGGUCAAUGUUUGUGAAGGAGGAUACCCCAUUGACAGAAUAUACCUGGCCAUGGAUAAAGUGUGUCAUGGAUAUUAAUGUAAACAACAGCCCCUGAUAUAACCCUGAUAUUACUACACGAGAUAACGUCUUGUAACUGUAACAAUCCAGACUUUAUGUGCAUGCAACAUGACAGAGAGUCAACCACUGUGCUGGAACUGUGCUGGGAGC